CCCAAAUUUGGUUUGAGCCUUUAGUAUCUUAUCUCCCUCUGUUUCUCUGUGGCUCCUCCUUGUUGAAUUCUCAGGGGUCCUCUGCUCCUCUCUCUUGCAGCGGAGUCCUUUAAACAUGAACACCUUAACUUCAACAUCCCUCUGCAAUUAUCAAGUUUCAAGAUUUCCUUCUAACAUUUCAAACCAGAGAAACAUAUCACCCUUUAAUACUUCAUUUCCUACCAAAAUCUGCUUCAAAGUUUAUGCCAAUGCCAAUGCCAAUGAGUUAGAAGCUGAACAGAAACAAGAGCUAGAAGCUCAACCAAAGGAAGCAACCAAGCCUUCUACUAUAUCAGCUACUGCACCACUUGAUAAGGACCUCAAAAAGGUUGUUCAGAAGACUGCUGCAACAUUUGCACCAAGGGCUUCAACAGCAAGCAAAAACCCGGCAGUGCCUGGUUCCGUCUUGUACACCGUUUUCGAGGUUCAAGCUUAUGCCUGCAUGCUCUUAGGUGGAGUUCUGUCUUACAAUCUCAUAUUCCCAUCAAAUGAACCAGACCUUUGGAGAUUAAUGGGAAUGUGGUCCAUUUGGAUGUUUACAAUUCCUUCACUGCGUGCCCGAGACUGCUCGAAAAAUGAGAAGGAAGCUCUGAACUAUCUUUUUCUCCUUGUUCCAUUACUCAACGUGACAAUCCCAUUUUUCGUCAAGUCGUUUGCAGUUGUUUGGUCUGCUGAUACCGUAGCCUUCUUUGCCAUGUAUGCGUGGAAGUUGGGGUGGCUACAAAGAGAAGACUAGGAAUCCAAAUUACUUGCUUUCUUCAGAGAACAUAGGCAUAUAGCCUUGUAUAAAUUUUCUGAAUGAUGAUGGCCCCUAGUACAAGGAAGAUUGUACAUUUUGAGGACAUACUGGCGCUUUCCUCAGUUGCAGGGCGAGAUAGCAGAAUUUUUUGGGAUAUUAACAAAUGAAGAUAUAGUGAACAAAGUAGUGCAAUGAUCUGUUUGUAUAUACAAUGUCAUGAAUACUAUUUUCCAUACAUGUUCUUUGCUCUUGUUCUG
Rosa chinensis is the source of this 1035-nucleotide messenger RNA. Its product is annotated as protein RESISTANCE TO PHYTOPHTHORA 1, chloroplastic. Lineage: Eukaryota; Viridiplantae; Streptophyta; Magnoliopsida; Rosales; Rosaceae. Gene Ontology annotation, biological process: defense response. Gene Ontology annotation, cellular component: chloroplast. Bases 116 to 775 code for a protein of 219 amino acids. The record is from RefSeq and is a predicted model, not a curated record. The transcript has 4 exons.